AUGAGCACCAUCUGGCACCCAGACUUGUUGAACGAGGACCCCGUCAUCGUCAAGGAAGAGCCCGACGACGACCACCACACCCCCCCCGCCGUCAACGUCGAACCUCCCGCGGACGACCAUGGGGAAGACGAAAAGACGGAGGAUCUCGCAGGGAAGAUGUCGACGAUUUGGCGACCUGACCUCGACCGGCUGCGCGCCAGCAUCGCCGAGAUGGAGGGAUCGGAGAGCGAAGAGGAGGAGAAGGAUGCGACCAAGAAGGGAGUGAAGCGGAAGAGAGCCCCUCCCACGAAGGGGCCGUGCGAGCACGGGGUGAAGUAUCGGUCGCACGCUCUCGGUGCCAGGAGUGCGGUGGGUCUGGACUCUGUGAGCACGGUCGUCAGCGCAGUCGAUGCAAGGAGUGCGGUGGGUCUGGAAUCUGCGAGCACGGUCGUCAGCGCUCUCAGUGCAAGGAGUGUGGUGGGGGCUCAAUCUGCCAGCACGGUCGUCGGCGCUGUUACUGCAAGGAGUGCGGCGGGUCUCAAAUCUGCGAGCACGAUCGUAUUCGCUCUCGGUGCAAGGAGUGCAAGAGAAAGCGAUCAACUCAACCGCGACAGUAACGACGCCACCGACACAGACAGCGGCCCAUAA
This is a messenger RNA of Micromonas commoda, 627 nucleotides long. RefSeq lists its product with no specific name. The record is from RefSeq and is a predicted model, not a curated record. NCBI's taxonomy places the organism in Eukaryota, Viridiplantae, Chlorophyta, Mamiellophyceae, Mamiellales, Mamiellaceae. Bases 1 to 627 code for a protein of 208 amino acids. The transcript is spliced from 2 exons.